GCGCGUUCUACUAUUGCUACUUCGUGUUGUAAACAAUAUGUAGAAAGAUACAUAAGCGACAGAGAGAAAUCUUCCUUCGCACACAAGUCGAAGUCGUCGAAGUUUUUCGAGAUAAUCGCUGCAACUGGAAGGAAAGGAGUGACGGCGGUGGAAUUAGGAGAACGCUCGAUGGAUUCGCCCGGAAUCUCGCGAACGAGAAUCCGCGUAUCUCACUUGCGCGAGCUCUCGCAAAGUUAGAGCGGUAGAGGGGUGGCUUUGGGGAGAGGGAGAAAAAGCGCGCCGGGGGUCACCGACGGUAACUGGGACACCGCGGGCCGACGCGAUUCUAGUUUCGGGGACAGCGCGUCCCUUAACCUUCUUGGUGCUGAACACGCGUCAAAACUAACAGUCGGAAAGUCCUGUAAAGUACGAAAAGACGGAAAGUUGAAAAAAAAAAAAAAAAAAACCAAUUGUCCGUUUCGGGACUUUUUCGUCGUCGACGUUGUAAUCGUCGUUACCUACGCCUCUUCACACCGAUUUACGUACGACGUUAAUAAAUGUUGGUGAUAUCUCGCAAUUCUAUGGAGCCUUUCUAUCCUUAUCGUUAAUCUCGAAGCAGCGAAAAGAUUAAGCGUAUUUAAGAUUAAACGCACGUUCAGCACGCCGUCCGACACGCCGGAAUAAUUUGGGGCGACUGACUUAGUACAGUAAAACAUUAAUGCGUUCGAUAAGAAAAAAGUGCGUAUACACGCAUGUACAUACGGGUACACACAGACACGCACACAACGCGGAACACCGCACGGAUCUAUAUUAGAUAUAUAUGUAUAUGUAUAUAUACAUGUUAAAAGUUUAUUUAAAUACAGCGUAGAUAAAUAUAUAAAUAUUAUACGUGUGUUAAACCUUUUCAUAGAGAUCUAAAUAACGACGUUGACAAAUUGCAUAGUAUAUCACGUUACGCGAUUCUCGAUAAUCAAAUAUCGAUAAUUCGACCGCACGGAAAAUAUACGCGAUAUUGAAAAGAUAACGCUUGCGAGAAGGGAGAAUUAAAAUUCGAAUAAUCGAAAAGCGCGGGAGGAAACGCAAAGCGAAAAAAAACGUUACUCACUCUUAACAAAAAAAAAAAAAAAAAACUAACGCACUCGGCGAGAGUGCGGAUGGAGUGAGAGAGAGAGCAAAUACUUCAAUACUCGUACCGUGAGACUCGAGCGGUCGUUUGUGUUAACGGGUCCGAAUACUUGAAACAAUCUUUAUCGAUCAGCUGAUCGAAGAAAACUGCCACGAAACAUUUGCCAAUUACAUUAACGGAAAAAAAGUAGAGGGGAACUCUCUCGCGAGACUCUCUCUAUUCCUCGUCAAUGCGCGCAAGUAUUCGCGCGAGUCCACGGUGCUCAAUUAGACGUAUAAGUACAAAGACACGCGGGCGUGCAAAUUAUUUUUCUCGACCGAGGUGUGCAUCUCUAUACUCAUUAGUAAAUAAGCGCGUCGAGUCUGUCCAAAAAUCCCCUGGGUGAGAAAAUCAAUUCGAACGAUCCUCGAUCUACCUCAACGACUGUCGGACUCAGCUCCCUCACUUCCCUCGAACGUUUCCGUUUCGGCAAGAAAUCAUUGAGGAACAAUCACCUUCGCGUGAAUCUCGUCCAACUGAAAGUCCUAGAACUUAAAAUCUUCCACUCGACACUCGAAUGUUAUAAUUUCGCGUUUACGAAGCAAAAUAUCCUUAUAUGAUUCAUCGUCUAAAUUAUUCAAGUUAAGCUACUCAUCUCUCGAUCGAGAGAUUUUUCGGCAAACGCUCGGCAUCAUUGUUCGCUACUAAUUUGAAUGUUUCGGGAAAACUGUAAAAAUAUAAGAAAAACUGGAUAAAUUUGUAAAGAUGAUCGAUGUAUGCAGGACCCGCGGGCCCUUUUCGAAUUGCGCGAAAUCUCGAUCGUUCACUCACUUUCCCCGAGCUCGUCGGGCGAUAGAUAUGACUCAGUAAUCGCGUUACAUACACCGAGUACCUAUCUUCGAGAUCGAUUAAAUGUGGACAAUUAGAUUCUUAAGUCGGCACACGUUACAUCGUACGUGGUCACGCGUUGUGCAAUUAACAAAUCAAGGAAGUGAUAUGCUUUAUCUCACGCGGGUGCGCGAACGUGAUAAUGCUAGCGGCGAGAGAUGAGAUUAGAGCACCAAGAAGAGAAAGAGAGAAGAAACAGCCAUAUCGCGGGACAGAUAGAACAAGUCGCGCCAAGAAAGACGCACAGCCAUGUCAUGGGAGUCUAUCUCGUCCAGGGAUUACCUUGGCGGAUCGGCGAGUCACCAGCUCUCGGCAACCGCGCUGCUGGGUAGCCCUGAUGGAUCGAGACAUCCACUCGAUGUCUGCGAGUUCACUGAAGAGGAUUACCGGCAUCAAAACGGCAAUGGUAAUAAUGGCCAUUAUCAAAAUGGCAGGUCGGGUACUGGUAUAUGGGAAUGUCUCAUAAGCUGCAGAAAACGACUUGAUCAACAAUUAGCACGAAGGAGAGUAAAUAUUCUUUUCAACAUUAACGCCGCAAUUCUUCAUCCGGAUGAUUUUUCUCUUUUUAGAGACAGCAUUGAAUUCGGUAACAAGCAAUUAUGCAUUUCGGAGGAAUUGGAUUCGCCGAACAUGCGAGCAGAAGCGUAUUUGAAUUUGGCAAGGGCUCACGAGAGAUUAGGCGCGCUGGAUAGAGCGUUAGAUUACGCUCGGCACAGCUUGUAUAACGAGUGCGAUCAGUGCGCGACUGCUGGAUUAGUUCACUUAACCGUAGGCAGAGUUCAUUUAGAACUAGCAGGGUUCUGUAAAGCCUUGGAAGCGUUUCAAAGAGCCCACAAAAUCGCCCACUCCAUUCAAGAUCCCUCCUUAGAACUGCAGGUGUACGUCGGUUUGUCGGAACUCUUCUGCAGGUUACAGGAUGCAGACAAGAGUGCGAGAUACGCGGCGAGAGCUUACGAUCUCUCCAGAAGUUUACAACUAGGAGAUCUGAAUUCUCGUCAUCACAGGGCGGCGUUAUUACAAAUGGCCGCGGCGCUCAGGAAAAAAGGCGAGCUAGGCGACGCUCAUGAUUACUGCUCGGAGGCAACGCGUCUGUCACUGGUUUCUGGCGACCAAGCGAGUUAUGCUCGAAGUAUCCGCAUUAUGGGAGACAUUUACAGAAAGAAAUCGGAUAUAAAUAAAGCAUUUCGACAAUACGAAAGCGCAAUGGGCUCAGCGGCCGCGACCGGCGAUCGGCUAUGCCAGAUGGAAGCGAUGGACGGCGCGGCGAGAUGCUUAGAAGCUCUCAGGCUUCAGCACAAGAUAUGCAACUGCAGACCCCUCGAGUUCAAUACUAGGCUCCUGGAAGUGGCGGGAUCGGUUGGCGCCAAGCUUUUGGUGCGGACAGUCAGAUCCAGAUUGUCGAGAAUUUACGGCUCUUUGGGAGACGAAGAACAAAAAGGACAUUACGAGAGAUUAGCAAUUGCGAUGGAAGAAGAUUUGGAGUUACGAUGCGGAAGUUGUAACGAACCUUUCGGUUUGGAAGCUGAUUCUCUGGAAGCAUUACCUUGUUCUCACAUAUUACACGCUCGAUGCGCAUAUGACAUCUUAAAGAGACGCGACAAAAAGAAGAAACGUUUGUGUCCUGACUGUCACAAGUCUGUCAGUUCACGGCUGUACCUGCAUUGCGAAGAUCCUCACGGCAUGAAUACUUUAAAUCAUAGUUCCUUGAGCCUGGCGUCACUGAGAGCCAGCAGCCUAGCCACACUUGAGGACUGUCAUGCGACGAGUAGCGUUUAAAAAAACACGACGGAUUUCAUUUAUUUUAACGCGUUGGAUUAAUUCGCAUGCGAUUAUAGAUAAUUUUAAGAAACCAUAAUGUGGAAGAUAAGAAUGCCAACGGAAAGUAGUACGAUAUAAAAAGAUUUAAUGGCAAUAAAAAAUGCACGCCUCAAUUCA
Molecule: messenger RNA, 3907 nt
Organism: Pogonomyrmex barbatus (red harvester ant)
Lineage: Eukaryota; Metazoa; Arthropoda; Insecta; Hymenoptera; Formicidae
Product: 43 kDa receptor-associated protein of the synapse homolog
Biological process (GO): synaptic transmission, cholinergic; positive regulation of neuromuscular synaptic transmission
Cellular component (GO): neuromuscular junction; plasma membrane
Molecular function (GO): protein-membrane adaptor activity; acetylcholine receptor binding
Source: RefSeq, a predicted model, not a curated record